AUGUCGCUGCUGAAGCCGCCCACCCCCCUACCUCCGGCACCGCCCCCGACACUACCGCUCACGCAGUCCCGGGAAUUGGAAUUGGCGGAGAUGGACUCCGAUUCAGAGCAGGAGCGUAUGGGUCUGGACGACGAGGAUGCCGCCAUCGAUGUGGAGGCGGAUGAAGAGCAGGAACCCGGUUCUCCUCUAAACCGCUCAUCCUCGCCACCAUUCAGCAAGAGCAACCUCUGCCUGGAACGCAACGAGAGCUCUGGACGCGAGCUCAUGGAUAUCACUACUCCUUCGGCCACUGCUGUCCUGGAUAAAUCCAUAAACCAAAAGGUCUACUGAGCUAAAAAUAAAUAUAAAAAUCCAAAAGCUGAGUGUGCCUCGAAAGCCUAACAUUUCAAAAAAGAAAACAUUCAUAAAAUCGUAACACAAGCUUGGAUAAAUAUUAUAUAAAAGUUUGGAACUUAUUUCGCUCAGUGCUGGACCGCGUCAAUGGGUUUCAAGUUUUUUUAAAGUUUGUUCCUAAGUCCCCUGUAAAUACUGGCUUGAUAUCCCUGUAAAAUGUAAAUGUCUCUUGCUCAAUAAGUAUAGGAUUUAAAUUAUGUAUAUACAUAAACCAUACAUAACGUGGAUGGUGUGGGCUUGAUUUUUCUUAAGGUUUUUGGGUUUGGCUUUUGAUUCUUUAAAUUGCUGGUCAAGUGUAAGUUAGGUUCGAUAUACUAAGCCGAGAUCCCUUCGGGCCAAUAAAGACCUAUCAGGAAAAUUAAUGUUAGUCUAGAGCUAUUCGUAAGAAGUGGCGUGAGUCAAGCAAUUACCAAAUAAUUAGUUAAAUUAUUUAUAUUUUAAAUUGAAUGUUAACAUAAUCCAAGCUUAUGCUGAAAAAAAAAACAAAUUUCUUAAAACAAACUGACACAUCACAGAAUUGAAAUGCUUAUAAAUAUACAAAUAAAAAAUUAUACAUAUAAAGAUAUUAAUAAAUUAUAUUA
Messenger RNA from Drosophila ananassae, 974 nucleotides. RefSeq lists its product as uncharacterized. Lineage: Eukaryota; Metazoa; Arthropoda; Insecta; Diptera; Drosophilidae. The record is from RefSeq and is a predicted model, not a curated record. Bases 1 to 330 code for a protein of 109 amino acids. The transcript has a single exon.